Messenger RNA from Hypomesus transpacificus, 3143 nucleotides. RefSeq names its product SAM pointed domain-containing Ets transcription factor. NCBI's taxonomy places the organism in Eukaryota, Metazoa, Chordata, Actinopteri, Osmeriformes, Osmeridae. The coding region runs from base 550 to 1608 and encodes 352 amino acids. The transcript is spliced from 6 exons. The record is from RefSeq and is a predicted model, not a curated record. Gene Ontology annotation, molecular function: DNA-binding transcription factor activity, RNA polymerase II-specific; sequence-specific DNA binding. Gene Ontology annotation, cellular component: nucleus. Gene Ontology annotation, biological process: regulation of transcription by RNA polymerase II; cell differentiation.
UGGAAGAGGGCUGCCCUAUAAAUAUGAGCUGUUGUCAAUGGAGCAGGAAUUCCUUCACGCUCACUCACUCCCUCAGUCCACACCCUAGGCAGGUGCCCUGUCACAGAGAGAGCUGGAGAGUUUGAGCUGUGCCUGCCAGCCCUGGUAGCAACACCUGUACCACCGUCUGAGAGAGAGGCAGAGCCAGGACAGAGACAGAGAGAUAGAGGCAGCAAGAGAGAGACAGGCAGAGAGAGACACAGGCAGAGAGAGAGACAGGGACAGAGAGAGAGAGAAACAGAGAGAGAGACCAUCUGCCUCAGGACCCAGGCUAAGGAUUUCUCUGUUGUCAGGGAGACAGACACCUGCCCUGCCUGCUGCUUGAACCAUCUCCAGGACAAGGACCAGGAUCUCCAGCAGACACCAGGACCAGGCUGCAGAUCAACCCCACCUGACAGCAGCCGGACCUGGGUUCACCAGGGACCCUGCCUGUCCUGGAACCAGAGGAACAUCAUCCAGGUCAUCUCCUCACCCCUGCCAGGGAGUGACACCAGUGCCCAGGACCCAGCCAUGUCUCAGCCAGGGAGAGAACACCCAGGGAGCCCAGCCUACCCCCCACCCCGCCUGGGCGUGCCCGUGUCCGAGAGCCCCCUUCCAGCUGGAGGAGAGGCCUGGGAGGCUGAGGACACCAAGCCCUGCAUGGAGGCCCUGGACCGUGGCCUCCCCGCCCUCCCCGGCCUCUACCUCUCCUGCAUCGACAUGCUCCUCACCGAAGACUCCGCCUGGCUGGUGAAGGUCAGCGAGGCUGCCCCCACACUGGCUGUCCCCCUGAGCAGGGGGGAGGCCAGGGGGGAGGCCAGGGGGGAGCCGGAGCAGUGCCCAGUCAUUGACAGCCAGGGCCUGGGGUUGUCCCCCGGGAUGGAGGCCCUGCAGGGGCCAGAGGAGGAGCGCUCCCUGGAGCAGGUGCAGAGUCUGGUGGUCGGGGAGGUGCUGAAGGAUGUGGAGACGGCAUGCAAACUGCUCAAUAUUACCCCAGGUAAAUACCUCAAACUGCUCAAUAUUACCCCAGACCCCGCAGAGUGGAACAGUGGGAACGUGCAGAAGUGGCUCCUGUGGACAGAGCACCUGUACAGACUCCCUCAGGCUGGCAGGGCCUUCCAGGAGCUCACGGGAAGGGACCUGUGUGCCAUGAGUGAGGAGGACUUCCGUCAGCGCUCGCCCCUGUGUGGGGACACCCUCCACGCCCACCUGGACAUCUGGAAAUCAGCUGCUUGGAUGAAGGAGCGGUGUUCAGUAGGAGAAGCCAAACUGACCAGCGGCGAAGACCUGUGGUCCGAGGCUGAUUCCUCCUGUACGGGACAGCCCAUCCACCUGUGGCAGUUCCUCCGAGAGCUGCUGCUCAAGCCCCACAACUAUGGACGCUGCAUCCGCUGGGUCAACAAGGAGAAAGGCAUCUUCAAGAUCGAGGACUCUGCCCACGUGGCCCGGCUGUGGGGCCUGAGGAAGAAUCGUCCGGCCAUGAACUAUGACAAGCUGAGCCGCUCCAUACGACAGUACUACAAGAAGGGCAUCAUCCGCAAGCCAGAUGUCUCCCAGAGGCUCGUUUACCAGUUCGUCCACCCGGUGUAGAGGAGGAGAUCCCUUCAUACCUGGAGGAGGAGAAGGAGGAGGAGAGAGAGAUCCCUUCAUACCUGGAGGAGUAGGAGGAGGAGGAGGAGGAGAGAGAGAUCCCUUCAUACCUGGUGUGGAGGAAGAAAGGGAAAGAUAGAGAUGCCUGUGUUGGAGAUGAGAGGUAGCUGAACGCCCAUGCUGCAGUGAGAAGGACGAGGUUGGAAGGGAAAAGAGACCAGACUGAACCAAGUGCACUGACCAUCCCCCGUGCAAACAACCUCCCCUUACCGCCUGCAGCUAGCAGGGCUAGGAGGUAUCUCCCCUUACAGCCUGCAGAGAGCAGGGAUAGGAGGUAUCCCUCUGUCAGACAGCUGUCUCAGGAUCACCAACAGGUCGCCCCGCUCACGCUCAGCGAAGAAGGUGGAGGACGUUCAAAACAGAAUUGCGUUGAGGCGUUGACUUUUCAACAACAGGCGUUGACUUUUCAACAACAGGCGUUGACUUUUCAACAACAGGCGUUGACUUUUCAACAACAUACAAAUUCAAGAGAAACUGAACUGCCUUUUACUGUUAGCACGCUCUGCCUGUCCUUGUCUGUCAUGUCAUAUGUAAUGAUCUUAUCUUAUUUUCGUUUGUCAUAAAGCCAAAAGGUUAGUGUAUCUUAAUGAACAUAUGUUUUUGUGUGCAUUUUUAUGUGUGUGGAUGUUUUUCUUAGCCUAAACCAUUUAUCUUCAUUUUACAGUAUACAUUGUUUGCCAAAACAAUGUCAAAAGUGUGUGUUUGCGUGUGUGUGUGUUUGCGUGUGUGUGUGUCUGAGUGUUUGGAUCUUCAGGCUUCACCCUGGGUUUGGCUUUGGCUUUCUACCAGCGAGGCAAACAGUCAUUCAUCACACACUUCUGAUCUCCGCGCGGCAACAAUGCAGACCGAGAAGUUUAGCACUGAAAUAAAGACUAAAGCUACACCCUGGGCGCUACGUGAACGAAGAGAAAGUGUUUAAACAGACAGAGGAGAGGUCUAACCAUUAUCCCCUCAGAGGUCUAACCAUUAUCCCCUCAGAGGUCUAACCAUUAUCCCCUCAGAGGUCUAACCAUUAUCCCCUGGGUAUGUUUCCACAGUAACCCACAUAACAUACUUGUCAAUUAUCAAAAAACCUUAUCUAAAAAAUGUAAUGACACAUGAUGUUUUUUGUGCCACACGGUGCAUUGAGAGACUGCAAACCUACAAUGACCAGCAGACAAUGAAUGAAGGAACAACACCUAGUUAAAUCAUUAAUGUUUUACUACUCAACACAAUGGAGUGAGCGGUGAGACGCUGAUGUGGAGGUGUGAAGAACUGCUCUGUCAUGUGACCCACUUUUAAGAGCGUGGGGAGAAACUACUGGCCUAGUGUUGUGUUACGUUCUGAUCACAUCAAGUGUCAACAUUCUGCAUGCUCUGAUGUUGGUGCGGAGCCUGUCUAACGUUGUCAUAAUUCAGCUUACACCUGCUGUAUUCUAGCCUGGCUGCCAGCCCAACUUCUCCCCGCCCAAAAGAAAUUUGUUCGGGAAAUUGGGU